Messenger RNA from Nezara viridula (southern green stink bug), 282 nucleotides. The record is from the annotation of a GenBank genome assembly. Lineage: Eukaryota; Metazoa; Arthropoda; Insecta; Hemiptera; Pentatomidae.
AUGGAGAUAAUGUCAAACGACACCAAUGAUGGAUCAGAACAGCCUCUCUGUCGAUCAAUCUCCAUGAUGUCAUUAAACUGGAAAUACCCCUGGAUAUCUGAAUACAAGCCAGUAGAUGGAACAAUUUUUACUACGGAACCUGAAUCAAAAGCUGAUUACAGGUUGCUACAGGAAGACGGGAUGAUCCUAGCAAUUUGCCGAGGAGAGGUUGUCAGUCGUCAAGGCGUACUCUUAAUGGAAAUGCAACAAAGAAGAUCUGGAAAAAAUGGUAUUUAUUACUGA